UAUUCGACGGAAAUCUUACAAAUCUUUCCAUUUUCGUAUCAGGGGGGAUUGUGCAGGGGAAGGGUAGCAGCGCAAACGGAGUGACCCAUCAUCACGACGCGAGCAUGGCCGUCGGAUUGCCCUGUGACAGCAUCCUGUUGAUUGUAGCCCUCUGUUUCUUCUCGCUCUUUGGGGGCAUCACCAUUGGAAUCGCAGGACCAAAGGCAGGUGCGCGGAAAGCCAUGUGGAUCAUUUCCCCACAAGGAAUAUUUGCAGCAAUUGCAAUGGGCAUCGCCCUCCUAAGGAUGAUGCCCAACAGGCCUCUCUUGUUGUGUGCUGUAUACGCAUUUGCUUUUGCGAUUGUGAUCUCGAGCCCGAUCGGCAUGGCCAUAGGGAUCAUAGUAGACCCAACAGCGCAGGGUGCGGUUGCGGGUUGGAUCUUCAACUUCUUCAUGGGUCUGGCUCCCGGCGUGUUCUGGUAUGUCUUUUCAAAGCUCUCGCUUUCCAGACAGUACAUGCCUAUUCAUAAGUUCUUGGCCAAGAUGCUUCGGGUUGGGGUGAAUGCGGUCUUGGUUAUCUGGGAUGCCUUCGGAUGCUCCGCCAUUGAGUACUUAUAAGGGAGAAAAGAGAAACAAACACCAUGGU
Messenger RNA from Eucalyptus grandis, 624 nucleotides. RefSeq names its product zinc transporter 2-like. The record is from RefSeq and is a predicted model, not a curated record. The transcript has a single exon. Lineage: Eukaryota; Viridiplantae; Streptophyta; Magnoliopsida; Myrtales; Myrtaceae. The coding region runs from base 105 to 596 and encodes 163 amino acids.